CAUCCACCUCCACCCCCGACCUCGUCGCGGAGCUCGGCCGCGUCCUCUCCACGCGCCGCUGGAACAAGGGCCGGGCCUACAAGCGCCUGGCCCCCUCCGUGACCCCGGCCCUCGUCGCCGACCUCUUCCGCGCCCCCUCGGCCGCCCCCGACCCGGCCACGGCGCUCGCCUUCUUCGACUGGGUCGCGCGCCGCCAGGGCUUCCGCCACACGGCCGCCUCCCACGCCGCGCUCCUCCACCUCCUCUCGCGCUGGCGCUCCCCCGCGCGCUACGAGCCGCUCGUCUUCUCCAUGUUCGGCUGCUCGCGGACCGCCGAGGACGCGCGCGCCUCCGCCGACGCCCUGCGGGCAAUCUGCCGAACGGGUGCCGCGCGCCACGCGCUGUCCCCGGCCUGCUACAACUUCGCGCUCAGGUCGCUCGCCCGCUUCGACAUGACGGAGGAGAUGGAGCGGGUCUACUCGCAGCUCGUCGGGGACGGCCUGUUGCCGGACACCAAGACGUACAACGCCAUGAUUAAGUCCUACUGCAAGGAGGGCGACCUCCCCAAGGCGCACCGGUACUUCAAGCUGCUGCUGGAGUGUGGGCUGGAGCCGGACACGUUCACGUGUAACGCGCUGGUGCUGGGUUACUGCCGGGCGGGCAACAUCAGACGGGCCUGCUGGCUGUUGCUGAUGAUGCCGCUGAUCGGUUGCCAGAGAAAUGAGUACUCCUACACCAUUUUGAUUCAGGGCCUGUGCGAGGCGCGGCGUGUAAGGGAGGCACUUGUCCUGUUUUUGAUGAUGAGGGGUGAUGGGUGCUCCCCGAAUUCACACACAUACAAGUUCCUGAUCAGCGGCCUAUGUAAGGAGGGCAGGGUCGCCGACGCCAGGAUGUUGCUUGAUGAGAUGUCUCGGGGAGGUGUUGCUCCUAGUGUUAUAACAUAUAAUGCAAUGAUCGUAGGGUAUUGUAAGGCAGGAAGGAUGCAUGAUGCAUUGGGGAUUAAGGAGCUGAUGGAAGGAAAUGGGUGCCGCCCGGAUGACUGGACAUACGGCACUUUGAUCCAUGGCCUCUGUGAUGGGAAGAUGGAUGAAGCUGAGCAAUUGCUGGAUAGUGCUGUUAAAGGAGGUUUUACACCUACGGUUGUCACAUUCACUAACCUGAUCGAUGGGUACUGCAAAGCUGAAAGGAUUGAUGAUGCACUCAGGGUGAAAAAUAAUAUGAUGCUGAGUAAGUGUAAACUUGAUAUACAUGUUUAUGGGAAGUUGAUCAAUAGCCUCAUUAAGAAGGAUAGGUCAAAAGAGGCGAAGGAGUUGUUAGCUGAAAUUUCGGCAACUGGUUUGGUUCCAAAUGUGUUCACCUACACAUCUGUAAUUGAUGGCUUUUGCAAGAUCGGGAAGGUUGAUUUCGCACUAGAGGUCUUGAAAAUGAUGGAACGCGAUGAUUGCCAGCCAAAUGCAUGGACCUACAACUCUCUGAUGUAUGGGUUAAUUCAGGAUAAGAAACUUCACAACGCAAUGGCGCUGAUAACUAAAAUGCAAAAAGAUGGAAUAACUCCCGAUGUUAUCACCUAUACCACUUUGGUUCAAGGCCAGUGCAAUCAGCAUGAAUUUGAUAAUGCUUUCAGGUUACUUGAAAUGAUGGAGCAGAAUGGUCUGACACCCGAUGACCAAUUACACGCCGUCUUAACUGGUGCACUGUGCAAAGCUGGAAGGGCUGAAGAAGCUUAUUCAUUUCUUGUUAGAAAAGGAGUAGCCCUAACCAAGAUACUCUAUACUAUUUUAAUUGAUGGGUUCAGCAAGGCAGGCAAAAGUGACAUUGCCGCCACCCUCAUAGAUAGCAUGAUUGGUGAGGGGUGCACACCAGAUUCGUACACGUAUAGUGUACUGCUGCAUGCUUUAUGCAAACAAAAGAAGCUGCAGGAAGCUUUGCCGAUACUGGAUCAAAUGACUCAAAGGGGAAUAAAAUGUACCAUUUUUGCUUAUACAACUCUAAUCAACGAAAUGCUCAGAGAAGGGAAGCAUGACCAUGCUAAAAGGAUGUAUGAUGAAAUGGUUUCAUCAGGUCACAAGCCAAGUGCAACCACAUAUACUGUAUUCAUUAACUCAUACUGCAAGGAAGGUCGAGUGGAGGAGGCUGAGAACUUAAUUGUGGAAAUGGAGAGAGAAGGUGUUGCCCGUGAUGCAGUGACCUACAACACAUUCAUUGAUGGCUGUGGGAAUAUGGGAUAUAUUGAUCGCGCAUUUCAUACUCUGAAGCGCAUGAUGGAUGCAUCAUGUGAGCCAGAUUAUGCGAGCUACUGCAUUCUGCUCAAGCAUCUUCUAAAAGAGAAUUUUAAUUUCCAUUAUGUAGACACCUCCGGCAUGUGGAACUUCAUAGAGUUGGAUACUGUUUGGCAGUUUCUUGAAAGGAUGUCAAAACAUGGUUUGAAUCCCACAAUAACGACAUACAGUUCUCUCAUUGCAGGAUUCUGCAAAGCCAACCGCAUUGAAGAAGCAUGUGUUCUUUUUGAUCAUAUGUGCUGUAAAGAUAUACCACCCAAUGAAGAGAUAUACAAAUUACUUAUCAAGUGCUGUUGUGAUACCAAGUCCUUUGAGAAGGCCUCUUCAUUUGUGCACAACAUGAUACAACACAGGUUUCAGCCUCAUCUUGAAUCAUACCAGCUUCUUAUACUGGGACUUUGUAACGAGGGAGAAUUUGAGAAGGCUAAAUCACUGUUCUGUGACUUGCUUGAACUGGGCUAUAAUUAUGAUGAAGUUGCAUGGAAAAUUCUAAAUGAUGGUUUGCUCAAAGGUGGUUAUGUUGAUAUAUGUUCUCAGAUGCUGUCUACCAUGGAGAAUAAACACUGUUCCAUUAGUUCUCAGACACAUGCUAUGGUGACCAAUGGCUUGCAUGAGGCAUCUGGCAGUCUGGUUGGUGAACUCCAAGGAGAAGCUCUUUGAGUCAGCUUGACUGAUAUGUUCAUGCUAAUAGAUGGUGUGCUUCAUUGGCCAACACAUUUAGUCUGUAACUUUCAGUCCGAUGGAAGACAUGUGCAAUUUUGAUAUAAGUGAGGCACAUGUGCAGGUUGCAUGCAGUACCGCGUUCUACAUGACUGACUUGAGAUGAGCAACAUCCAGUUAGGAUGCCGUUUGAUCAGCUAAAUGCCAAUACAUGUUGCUCAAGCUGAUCUGUUUGUCAGAAACAGGAUUAUCAUACCAAUUCAUAUUCAAACCAAAGGCACUUUCUCGUCACGCAGUUGGGAGAUAGUCAGUGUCAGGCUCACCCAAACCUAUGGCUUAUGGAGUCUCAUUGCUUGCUUUACUUUGGGGGUACGAGAGUAUAACUUGAGAUGUUAUUAGUCUAGUGAUGAAAUGCCGUUUAGCUGAUCAAGUGCAAAGAGCACCCUCAAGUGAAAGGUUGGGUUCAGUCAUUGCACUUGGAAACUGGAAUCUCUGGAUGACUGCUUAACCUACGUGAAGGCUUGCAUUGAUGCCUAAUUCAGAGAUGCCAAGACUUCAUGCUCUUAACUGAAGAGUAUCAAUCUCAGGUAUGUCUUCUGUGUUCGUCUAUCACACUGUCCUGUGAUUUCUAGGGAUGUCAAGUUUGCUCUCUUGUGCGGAUCUCUGAUUUUGGGCUUGCAGAGUGGCUUUUUGAAAAAUCGUGUCGUGUUCCCCAUUGAAUUACGAUAGCCUAAUGAUAAUUCCAUAUUAGCCAGAAGACCAAAACAGUAGUGUGAUUGUUGUUUUAACUGUAACUUUACACCCUUAAUACAGGCAUAUGGCUCCAGAGUACUUGCAUGCAUGCGAUCAUAAUGAGAAGAUUUCUGUGUUUUCAUACGGACUUUUGCUUCUCGAAUUGUCAAUCCAUUCUUGAUCAAUUGCAUAGGCAAAACCACUGCUUGAUUGAACAACAUGAAAGAGCCAGUGGACCCUUCUCAUGAUAUUGCAUAUUACCCAGAGAAGAACACGUGCCCCAACAGUUGCAUUCAUGUGCAUUCACCACAGCGCAAGUUCACGGCCUUGUAUGAAACCCGUACUCCGUUUCUUGGAAGGUAGAUAAUCACUUGAACAGAUGUGAGGACCUCAACUCCCAAAGCUCCACAUGUUCAACUCGUGAUUCAGAAGACUAGAAUGGACUCGGACACUCUAGCUACCUUGAUGAUGUGGAAUGCGGCACACGCAGGCUGCCUUGGAGCGGUGAAAUUUAGUAGGAGUAUAUCUGUUGACAGGUUAUUCCAUCUUUUGUAAAUCAUCGGUCUCUACAUUGUGAUCCUCCAGUUUUUCAUAUGUUGAAGAUUGCACGGAUUUGAGAGACCAAUCAUCACCGCUGGGAAUUUCCAUUAGUACUCAGAAUUAUUUCCUGUUUCGUCACUGUGGACUUGUUUUCUCUGGACUGUUUUUACUUGUAGGGUCCUCUGUACUUGUUGAUGAAUAAUUCCAGUUUAUGCACGAACAAGUCGAGCACGUGACUAUAUACUUUGUACAGAUGAAUCUCAUGAUGUACUCCCUUUGUAAAGACAUAUAAGAGCUUUUAUAGAUCACUAGUACCAAUGUACUAUGCCCGUCUCCGGCACUAGUGAUACUGUGAUAGUGAAGAGAUGUGCAGGGGAUCUUUGUCGAUCCUUUUUUUUUGGCAAGACAUGUAACAUGCUACUGCAAG
This is a messenger RNA of Triticum dicoccoides, 4617 nucleotides long. RefSeq names its product pentatricopeptide repeat-containing protein At5g65560-like. The record is from RefSeq and is a predicted model, not a curated record. The transcript is spliced from 5 exons. Bases 291 to 2918 code for a protein of 875 amino acids. Gene Ontology annotation, molecular function: protein binding. NCBI's taxonomy places the organism in Eukaryota, Viridiplantae, Streptophyta, Magnoliopsida, Poales, Poaceae.